GUUGCCAAGUUAAACCUAAGUUAAACCUACAAAACCCGUCCACGUAAAAAUGUGGAAAGACUGGUUUUGUCAUGUGAUCUAACACUGGAGACACACACCUCCCUGAGGACUUCAUGUUUAAACAGGGAAGUGAGAGUGAGAGAGUGGACACGUCCGUGUUCACACACCUGUAAUUGUUUCAGAUACAGUUUGGCUUAGUUAUUUUUUAUACUGACAGGAGUCUGUCUUAACUGAUGGUUUCUCCUGAUAUUUACGUUGAGGACCCAAAAGAUUGUUUAGAAUCAGAAAGACUGCUGAGAGAGAAAGUACCUUGUUUUAUUUGACCAUCAACAGCUGGAUUAGCUUGUCAGGUGUCAUCAUGGGUCAACUUUUGUCCAGAAAUAUCAAGAAGCCUCCUCAGGUGGUUCUACUGGGUCUGGAUUCUUCUGGAAAGUCCACCCUCCUCUCCAUGCUCCAAACAGGUCUGGUCAUGGACACUUCCCCCACUGUGGGCUUCAAUGUGGGGACUCUGGAGCUGAACAAGAACACAUCUCUCAUUGUGUGGGACGUGGGAGGCCAAAGCAAGAUGAGAUCCAACUGGAGGUACUACUUGGACGACUGUAAGGCUUUGGUUUUUGUGGUGGAUAGUAAUGACCGGGCUCGUAUGGGGGAGGCCCAAAAAGCCCUGAAGAAAGUUCUGGCAGACGAGAACCUGAAGGAUGUUCCUCUGAUGGUGCUGGCUAACAAGAAGGACCUUCCCAAUUCUAUGACCAUCCGGGAAGUGUCCAACCUGCUGGAGCUUCCCAGCUAUAAGGACCGAAUGUGGGAAAUCCAGGCAUGCAGCGCUCUAAAGGGCCUAGGGCUGAUGCAAGCCUUCCUCUCUGUGGCCAAACUUAUCUGUGAGAGCUGAAGGAGGUGGGAUGACAGGCACUAGUGGGUUGCAGGACUGGGUUCAAUUCAUCAAUUAUGGAAAAUGUGGUAUAGCAGGAUUGGCCAAAGAGGGUAGCUGGUGGUGAAAAGCCUGCUGGUGUUGCCUUGGGAACUUCACCAACUGGAUAUGCUCCAGAGACUUGAGCAACUAACCUCAUGGCUGUGGUACAAACCUCCAAAUUGUGACUUUUCAAGAAUCUUAACUUUUUGUUAGGUAUAAGGAGACAUUCAUAUACAUGUAUAUAAAUAAAUGUGCAUUCCGCUGACAAAUGUA
Molecule: messenger RNA, 1183 nt
Organism: Hypomesus transpacificus
Lineage: Eukaryota; Metazoa; Chordata; Actinopteri; Osmeriformes; Osmeridae
Gene: arl11
Product: ADP-ribosylation factor-like 11
Exons: 2
Coding region: 359-889 (176 amino acids)
Biological process (GO): intracellular protein transport; vesicle-mediated transport
Cellular component (GO): cytoplasm
Molecular function (GO): GTP binding; GTPase activity
Source: RefSeq, a predicted model, not a curated record